This is a messenger RNA of Poecilia reticulata (guppy), 1826 nucleotides long. RefSeq names its product 1-acylglycerol-3-phosphate O-acyltransferase 9, like (gene agpat9l). Lineage: Eukaryota; Metazoa; Chordata; Actinopteri; Cyprinodontiformes; Poeciliidae. Gene Ontology annotation, cellular component: endoplasmic reticulum. Gene Ontology annotation, molecular function: glycerol-3-phosphate O-acyltransferase activity. The record is from RefSeq and is a predicted model, not a curated record. Gene Ontology annotation, biological process: triglyceride biosynthetic process.
GUAAUCUGAGAAUUUCUGCCGCUGGUGAUUUCAGAAAACUAACGCAGUGAGGGAAAGCUUUAGUCUUUGAUAUCGCUCUAUAUCUGGUUGCUCCAUUUAUUUCUAAAACCCACUGUGUCUGAGCCACAGGGCUGGUGAACCUCAGGGAAUAACGUGAAGGAUGGAGAACUUCUGGGCAGGGGUCCUUUGGGCCACAGAGAUCUGGCUCUACCUUAUUGUCUGCCUCAUUAUGAUCCCAGCUAUGUUUGGAUUUUCUCUGGGUAUCUCUGAGACCUACAUGAACAUCCUGGUGCAGACUUUAGAGUGGGCCACUCUGAACAUACAGAAAGCAAACGCAGAAGAAGAAAGUGCUAAAGCUUCUGCAUCUAAUGGUCUCAUCCAAAGGGAACACGGCUCGAUGGAGAAAGAGUUGGGGGAACUCCGACGCAGUAGACCCAAACCGCCAGUAGGAGGCGAUUUCACACUUAGCGACUGUUUCUAUUUCACUCGAAGGGGAAUUGAGAGCAUUGUAGAUGAUGAGGUAACCCAGCGGUUCACCUCUGAGGAGCUGGUAUCCUGGAAUCUACUGACUCGCACCCACAAUGACUUCCAAUACAUCAGUCUGAAGCUGACAUUGGUCUAUGGCCUUGGUAUCUUUGUGAGAUACUGCAUCCUCGCCCCUCUUAGGAUCACACUGGCCGGCAUCGGGCUGACCUGGUUGGUGAUUGGAACGUCUGCGGUUGGAUUCCUUCCAAAUUGCAGGGUAAAGUUCUGGCUCAGUGAGUGGGUCCAUGUCAUGUGCUACAGGAUCUGUGCUCGAGGUCUUUCUGCUACUAUCCGCUACCACAACAAAGAGAAUAGACCCAAAAAAGGAGGAAUCUGUGUGGCCAAUCACACCAGUCCUAUUGACAUCGUCAUACUUUGCAACGACGGCUGCUAUGCUAUGGUGGGGCAGGUGCAUGGAGGUCUGAUGGGGAUUGUUCAGAGAGCCAUGGUGAGGUCCUGCCCUCAUGUCUGGUUUGAGAGGUCUGAGAUGAAAGAUCGCCAUCUAGUGACCAAAAGGUUAACAGACCAUGUGAAUGACAAGACAAAGCUUCCCAUAUUAAUAUUUCCAGAGGGUACCUGUGUUAACAACACGUCUGUCAUGAUGUUUAAAAAGGGAAGUUUUGAAAUUGGAGCAACGAUAUAUCCUGUAGCCAUCAAGUAUGACCCAAAGUUCGGAGAUGCUUUCUGGAACAGUUCCAAGUACAGCAUGGUGAGCUACUUGCUGCGGAUGAUGACGAGCUGGGCUCUAGUCUGUAACGUCUGGUACCUUCCAGCCAUGCACCAACAGGAGGGAGAGGAUGCUGUCCACUUUGCCAACAGAGUGAAAUCUGCCAUAGCUCACCAAGGAGGACUGGUAGACCUUCAGUGGGACGGCGGUCUGAAGAGGGCGAAGGUGAAGGACACAUUUAAGGAGCAGCAGCAGAAAAAGUACAGCAGCAUGGUGGUCGGAGACGACAGCAGCAGCAACAGUGACUGAGAUCAACUUUCAGCACAAGGGACAAGACCUCCAUCUUGUUUUGACAUGAUGGAAAUAGACAAAUUUACUCCUUGGUUUUCACAUUGUAUGGACACCAUGAUUGCCCGAAUGGACUUAUAAGGAGCAGCUAAGCGGAAACCAAGCCAGUGACAUUAUGUGCAAUAUUGAAGCUGCUAGGGCAGAAAAAGGAACUGCCUUGCUGCUUAUCUGUUAUUGCAAUUGAAUAUUAUUGCUGAAAAACUUCAGUGUUUGGACUGAAAUGUGUGUUUGAAGAAAACUGACUCGUGAAAUGGUUCUUUUCUUACUUUAAAAAUUUUAGUUUACA